AGAUGCCCUGUAUCCCAGAUGGGGCAAUGGCGCUGCGAAGGCUGCUCCUGCUGUUGGUGGCCGCCCUGAAACUGACUGAGACACGCGCGGGCUCACACUCGCUGCGGUAUUUCACCACCGCCGUGUCCCGGCCUGGCCUCGGGGAGCCCCGGUUCAUUAUCGUCGGCUACGUGGACGACACGCAGUUCGUGCGCUUCGACAGCGACGCGGAGAAUCCGAGGAUGGAGCCGCGGGCGCCGUGGAUGGAGCAGGAGGGGCCGGAGUAUUGGGAGCGGAACACACAGGUCUCCAAGGAAAAUGAGCAGAGUUUCCGAGUGAGCCUGGGGACCGCACUGAGCUACUACAACCAGAGCAAGGGAGGCUCUCACACUCUCCAGUGGUUGGUUGGCUGUGACCUGGGGCCAGACGGAAGCCUACUCCGAGGGUAUGAGCAGUCUGCCUACGAUGGCCGCGAUUACCUCGCCCUGAAUGAGGAUCUGAUAACGUGGACAGCGGCGGACCUGGCAGCACUGAAGACCCGAAGCAAGUUGGAGCAGGCUGGUCUUGCAGAGAAGCGCAGGGCCUACCUGGAGGUCGAUUGCUUGACGUGGCUCCGCAGAUACCUGGAGCUCGGGAAGGAGACGCUGCUGCACACAGAUCCCCCAAAGGCGCAUGUGACCCAUCACCCCAGUUCUCAAGGUGAUGUCACCCUGAGGUGCUGGGCCCUGGGCUUCUACCCUGCUGACAUCACCCUGACCUGGCAGUUGAAUGGGGAGGACCUGACCCAGGACAUGGAGCUUGUGGAGACCAGGCCUUCAGGGGAUGGAACCUUCCAGAAGUGGGCAUCUGUGAUGGUGCCUUUUGGGGAGGAGCCUAGAUACACAUGCCAUGUGGAACAUGAGGGGCUGCCUGAGCCCCUCACCCUGAGAUGGGAGCCUCCUCCAUCCACUGACUCUUACAUGGUGAUCAUUGCUGUUCUGGUUGUCCUUGGAGCUGUGAUCAUCAUUGGAGCUGUGGUGGCUUUUGUGAUGAAAAGAGGGAGAAACACAGGUGGAAAAGUAAGAGACUACGCUCAAGAUCCAGGCAGGGACAGCCCCCAGAGCUCUGAUAUCUCUCUCCUAGAAUUGUAAAGCAUGAAGACAGCUGCCUGGAGUAGACUGAGUGACAGCCAGUGUGUUCAGGUCUCUCCUGUGACAUCAAGAGUCUUUAGACAUCAGCUUUCUUUAGAAAAUGGUGUCUCAUGUUCUCUGCCACACCAACCCCAGUAGCAGCCAUGUGACAAGUUGCACAGACUGAGGUAUACUUCAAAAGAAGGAGGCCUCCUGGAACCAGUUGUGGAACUCUUGGCCAGAGUAUUAUAUUGAGUCAUAGUUCUCAUGGCAAUUGAUUUAUUUUGUUUUCGCUUAUUCCUUUUCUUAUUUACAUGUUCCUGGUAGCCUAGGCUAAGAUUUUAAGUGAAAGUAAUGGGUUAGAAACCAUCCCUAGAGAUGGGGUCACUAACAUGACCUUAUCUGGGGAAACCAACUCUUUACUUUUGAAAUUAUUUACAAAAUUAUAUAAUAGUAUUAUGACAGAUAAAAACUUUUCCAACAAUAAAAUUUCAUGUGGCUACAUGUGUGUUAUUGGAGGUGGGCUUUGGCAUAUGGUAAAGAAAAUCUUAAAUAAAAAGAAUUAACCUAGUUUAAAUUUAAGCACUGAAAAAAAUCAGGCAUUAGAUGUUAAAUAAUAAUUGACCAUAAAGAUUUAUUAACAUAUCUUGAACAUAUGCCAGUUGCCUUGGAUGACUGCCGCACUGCUUAGAUUCUUUUAGAGUUGUUAUACUUCAAUCAUUUCUACUCCUCAUGAUGUCACCUGUUCUGUUUGUGAUUCACUGAACCCAUCUUUACAGAGUUGUAAUGUUUUCUUGGUUUUUGUGCUUUACUGUGCAUAAUGGUAAUGAUGGUAUUUGUGAUUGCUUCACUGGACACAUCUUCAAAGUGUUGUAAUAUUUGCUCUUUUAAUGUUUAAAAACCCCUGCUUGAGAGCUGCAAAAUACAAUCAGAUUCAUACUGCC
Messenger RNA from Mus musculus (house mouse), 2032 nucleotides. RefSeq names its product histocompatibility 2, Q region locus 2 (gene H2-Q2). Lineage: Eukaryota; Metazoa; Chordata; Mammalia; Rodentia; Muridae. The record is from RefSeq and is marked validated. Gene Ontology annotation, cellular component: lumenal side of endoplasmic reticulum membrane; membrane; phagocytic vesicle membrane. Gene Ontology annotation, biological process: signal transduction; immune response; antigen processing and presentation. The coding region runs from base 27 to 1109 and encodes 360 amino acids. The transcript is spliced from 8 exons.